Orbicella faveolata is the source of this 1689-nucleotide messenger RNA. RefSeq lists its product as uncharacterized. Gene Ontology annotation, molecular function: protease binding; death domain binding. NCBI's taxonomy places the organism in Eukaryota, Metazoa, Cnidaria, Anthozoa, Scleractinia, Merulinidae. Gene Ontology annotation, biological process: regulation of apoptotic process; signal transduction. The record is from RefSeq and is a predicted model, not a curated record.
GAGUGUGAUUUCACUGUGGCAGAGUUUGUAGGACGUGUUGUUGGCUUUUUGCAGUGAAAUAACUUACACCUCACCUCAAGUAUCAUAGAAGGAUACAGAAGAAUUUCAGUUCUGGAAAGAAGUCAAUAUUCUGUGAUUUCGAAGCAACGGUACUUCCGCUUUGUUAUUACUCGGCCAAGAUGGAGGAAGAACACAGAAAUAUCCUUAUAAGGCGUCGGACAGCAAUCACGAAUGAUUUAGAGGUGAAGAAGGUGUUGAAUAAACUAACUGUUCUUGGUGAUGAGGACAGGGACGAGAUAAAAGCAGAAAGAACGCGCACGGAGCAGGCUCGUGCCUUACUCGAUAUGCUCCCCAGGAAGGGAUCAAACGCCUUCACAGAUUUUGUUUCUGUUCUAUAUGAGGUAAAAGGCCAGGAACAUCUCGCCGAUCUUCUGAGAAAGGAUUCAGGUAUAGAAAUACCGACUAAUUCGAAAGAUGAUGUUGGAAUGACAAGCCAGCACAGACAAAUCCUGCGCAGAAAUGUCGAUAGCCUUCAUCGCAUAGAUCUUGAUAAAUUGGUGGCUCAUCUGUCAGCUUUAUUAGAUGACGAAGAUAAACAAAACCUACGUAACACGGCAAAACCAGCCUACGAAAGGGUAGACAUGCUUUUGACUGAAGUACUACCCCGAAGGGGUCCCACUGCAUUUCACUCCUUUGUUCAAGGGCUAGAGAAAGUUGAUCCUUCAAUCGCACAAAGUCUUCAACAGGAAGCUGGAAUGAAAGGAUCUUCUAAUGGUGAGACAUCACCUGGAAAAAUGCCUGUACAAGACACUGGUUCGUAUUCAUUAGAUUCACCUGUCCAAGACAUUCUAGAUGAAAGACCUGAGAUGUUAAAAAGAUUUAGAGAAGAAAUGGACGUAGAGAAUGUUUUGGGUAAUGGAUGGAAGAGAUUUUACAAAGAACUCGGUCUUCCCGAUGGAAGAGAGACGUCUUUUGAGGGAAGGGAAGGAGGCCCAACGCUAAAUGUUAUAAAGGGGUGGAUUUCACAGCAAGGACGCAAUGCAACCGUUCAGGCUCUGCUUAGUGCUGUCAACCGUUCUGAGCGUAAAGACUGUUCUCAUUUGCUUGAAAAAAGUUUGGGAUGUCAGCUGGACCGUGUUGAUAGCCCAAUUGGAAACGUAACUAAGAAAAUGGGCUCGCUAAGCACGGGACUCAGAGAAGUGAAUUUCUUUGGAGAUCUAAAUGACAGCCAGGCAACUGUCAUUGCCAAUAACCUGGGACACGAUGCAGAGGAACUGUUGAGAACAGAACUGGGGAGAGGGCUUAAUGACAGCAACAUAUCCACGAAGGAACUUAUACUACGGAGUACAUCGUACCCAAUCCGCAAGUACACAAACUCACUGGCCGACGGUUACAGAGGACAAGCCAUUAAGACUUUAAGGGAGGCCUUAGGGACGUCUAAAGGUGUCGUGGGUGAGUGAUGAGAUACUGAGAACCUACAGUGUGAUCUGUCCUCAGACCCUUUAUUUUGUCUUGAGUUCAUCACAAUCGCACGCAAAAUAUUACCCGCGAGGGAUAUGAUCGAGCCAAAACGCAAGGGGGUGUAUAUAAUAUUCAUACUUGGUACUAUUCUUAGUUAUUUUAUAAUUACUUGUAGAUGUUUAGCACAGAGGGCAACUAGUUUAUCACUUCAUACAUGUACUGUCAUGU